AUCACCAUCGCCCACCAGGUAUGUAGUCUCCGCCGUCUUGGUGCAGUUCUAACAUCAUCUGGGUGAUAUCCGAUACCGAGAUUGCCCUGCUAAUAGCUCAAGAUUGAUUAAAUGUGGUUCUUGAGACUCUGUGCGUCUAGGUACGCUCACCAUUUACAGCGACAUGCUUCUCUCUUCUAUCCCUCCAUCUUUCGCGCUACUCCUUCCUCUCUACCCUCCUCAGCUUCGCCAUUCCUCCUCACUAUCCUCCCCCUCCGUUCAGCUCAUAUUUUCGGUCAGAUGUGUUUGUUUCCAGCACAAUAUAGGAGCUGAAACCAAGUGCCAUUGCCCUGAGCGGUCUAGGCCUUUUCUAGACUUAUGUUGCUGGAAGUGGAUGGUGAACGGUGGGUGUUGGAAGUCAUCGAGGUUGUGGGACGACUGAUAGGUAAGCGCCCAGGCACUUGCCAUUCUUACUGACCUAGCGGCAUGGUAUACAGAAGCCCCGACAACAGCAGACUCCGGAUGCGGGCAAGAUUGUUCGCUGGUCUCCACCUGUGCGAUUUGACUACUGAUCUCAAUACUGGUUACCUUGGCGCAAAAAAAUAAAACCCCAAGCCUGCGUCCAUGUGACUUCUUCAAAAACUAUAGCAGAUACGCUAUGGUAAAAUGAGACACAGCCGAACAGCGUAGAUCACCAUUGUCAUUCCCAACUAUUACUUGUUGGAUUCCAGUAUUGUUGCGCCACAUCCUCCGAAACCCAGCCCGCCGAUGAUUGGCCCCGGGCAGAGGCGUCCUGUCAAAUUCUCAGUUGCACCAUGCAAAAGGUAAUGUACA
Messenger RNA from Ilyonectria robusta, 813 nucleotides. RefSeq lists its product as uncharacterized. The transcript has a single exon. The record is from RefSeq and is a predicted model, not a curated record. NCBI's taxonomy places the organism in Eukaryota, Fungi, Ascomycota, Sordariomycetes, Hypocreales, Nectriaceae. The coding region runs from base 164 to 421 and encodes 85 amino acids.